Molecule: messenger RNA, 3063 nt
Organism: Rhea pennata
Lineage: Eukaryota; Metazoa; Chordata; Aves; Rheiformes; Rheidae
Gene: SUSD1
Product: sushi domain containing 1
Exons: 16
Coding region: 64-2304 (746 amino acids)
Molecular function (GO): calcium ion binding
Source: RefSeq, a predicted model, not a curated record
CCUGCGGGAGGAUGCGGCGGCAGCCGCCGUGGCGGGGGUGCCGGGCAGCGCGGCGGCGGCGACAUGAGUGCGGGGGGCGGCCGGGGGCCGCUGCUGCUGCUGCUGCUGCCGCUGCUGCUGUGUGGAGGGCGGCCAUGGGUUGUGAAGAGGUCAGUUCCAGAUGUCUGUGCUACUUGCCACAUUUAUGCUACUUGUCAUCAAAUAGAGGGAAAAAGCGUCUGUAUGUGUAACUAUGGAUUUGUGGGGAAUGGAAGAACCCACUGUCAAGACAAAGAUGAAUGCCAGAUUGGAGCCACCAAGAUCUGUGGGAAUCAUACCGUGUGUCAUAACACACAUGGAAGUUUUUACUGUGUUUGCCUUGACGGAUAUCGUGCCUCUAACAACAACAAGACUUUUAUUCCCAAUGAUGGAACGAACUGUACAGAUAUAGAUGAAUGUGAAGAAUCUGGGCUGUGUGGUCACAAUGCAAGAUGUGUGAAUACUGAAGGAAGCUACAAGUGUUACUGCAUUGAUGGUUAUAAAUUGGAAAAUGGAGAGCAUUCUUUUCAUCCAGAUGGGAAUAUGGCUUCAUGCAAAGAAGUCAGAUGUGGCUCCCCUCCUGAGAUGAAGCAUGGCUACCUUGUAGGGAACUACAGCAUGGUACCAGGCAGUAUGGUUCGUUAUGAGUGUAAAGAAGGAUUUUACAGUGAAGACGGAACAUUUUCCAUUUGCACUGCAAAUGAAACUUGGGAACCUGCUAGUUUAAGCUGUAAAGGUGUGGAUUGUGGAAUUCCACCUUCUAUCAUAAAUGCGAGUCCAAUAUCUUUAAGUGGAACCACAUACAGAAGUGAAGUUACCUACAAUUGUAUUCCUGGUUACUUUAUUGCAAGUGGCAAUAAAACUGCAGUUUGCAAUGCCAAAGGACGGUGGGAUGGUACUGAUCUGGUGUGCAAAGAAAUAGACUGUGGCAAACCUUUGUUAAUUCCACACACAGAAAUAAUCUGGGACAACUCUACCACUCUGUGGAGCAGAGUGUACUAUCAGUGUAAAAAAGGAUAUUAUUUCAAUGGAGACAGGAAUUUUUCGGAAUGCACAACAGAUCAAGAGUGGGAAAAUAUUACAUACGUAUGCAAAGAAGAAGAGUUGUUCAGUAAUUUGUCCAUAUUCAAUGAAACCUGUUUGAAGUGGCAGAGAAAAACAGGAAGACCUGGGGCACAGGGAAUGUACACAUUUCGCAUACUGGGCCAAAGAUGGGAUGAGAAGACAUUCUCAGAGGCUGUGACACUUAACAUCACUACAAGUGAAGAUAAUCCAGAGGUCUGCUUAGAACUCAGCUCUGGCACUAACUACCUGGUGAAUAUUACUACCAUCUCUUCCACAAACAUCACUGUUUCAGUUACAGUAACAGUUCAAACAAAAGUAAAGGAAGCUUUCAACAAUGUGUUAAUUUUUAAUGACACCUGCUUGAAAUGGCAGAGAAAUAUCAGGGGAGCUGAUAUGGAAGACAGAUAUUCAUUUCAUGUGCAAGGCCAACGUUCUUAUCAGAAGGAGUUCUUUCAUGAAAUGACCUUCAAUUUUACCACAUACAAGCGGGCUCCAGAAGUUUGUUUUGAUUUGCAGCCAGGCACAAAUUACUCUGUUAAUAUUUCUAUGAUAGCUUUGAAUUUUUCCUUGCUGGUUUCCUUGACAACACAAAUUACAGAUCCCCCCUUCCCAGAUGUAGAAUUUGUUACUGCCAAAGGUUCUGCGCCCUUGCUCAGACUCCGGAAAGUGGAUGAUCGAAAUGGCCCAAUCAGUUUUUAUCAGGUGAUUGUGCUUCCCGUUGGUUUGCAGAGCACUUUUAUUUGUGAUUCCUUUGCUGCUGCAACUUUCUUUAGCAACACCACUGACACUGAGGGAUAUGUCGCAGCUGAAUUUCAGGCCAGCGAUGUUGCUGAUAACAUGUCAAUCGCUCUUGGAGACAGACAUUACUACGGAAAGUUUUAUAAUGCUCCUUUAAAGCUGGGAAAAGAGUAUUCUGUUUUUUUGAGAAUAAUAAGUGAGUGGAAUAAGGUGAGAACACAGUCCUGUGCUGUUUGGGCACAAAUUAAAAAUUUAUCACCCACUCUGCAAUACGUGACUGCUGUUGGAUUAGGGUCAGUUGCUGCUGUCUGCCUCAUACUGUUCCUUUCUUUCUCAGCAGCACGCUCCUAUCUGGACAACACAGUGCAUUGCCCACCUGCUGCUUUAGCCUGUGAGGCUGUACAUUUAUCUGCUACCACAGACAUGAAACGAGCAGGGAUCACAUCAUCUUUCCCAGAGAACGAAAAUGUCUCUCCUCUGUAAUAUGGUAUUCCCCUAAGUUAGCACAGAGAAAGUCCAGUUAUCUUUAUCAAAGUCAACAUAUGUCGGAUAUAGAUGGAUCUGCAUAUAGAUGUGUACUACAGUAUGGGCGACUGAAAUACAUUUGCUACUAGCAGAGAGAUGUUUAUGUCUCCCCUUGUUUCCAGAUGGUGCGGUGUGUAAAGGAGACCAUUCCCUGACAAACAAGUGGUUAUCAGACAUCAGCACGUAUCCUAUGUUUUCGCUACAGACUCUAGCUAUUUUAUCAGAGAUGCCUGAUAUGAAAGCCUAUAUUAUACUUUACUCCAUAAAUAAACCCUUAAUCUCAUGGGUUUUGCCUUAUGAUCAGCUGCUACUUUAGAUUCCUUAGCAUAUACAAACUGGUCCAUUGUGAGAGAAAAUACAAAUCACCCCUUCUUUCUGAAAAAUGCCUAUUGUAUAUCCAAGUAUAGUGGUAAAAAACUUUCAUCAGUCAUGCAAGAGUAAUGCUACUUCUGCAACAGGUACUGUUAUUGGCUGUGAAACUGUCACAUUUAAAUAGUGUCACCAACAGAUGUCUUCCAGAGAUAUUGCAAGCAUUGCCGAUCAGCAAUAAUUGUAAGUAAUACACCAGUCCCGUAACACACCAGUAAAACUGCGGUUUGCCAAAAAGCUGAGGCGCUUUCAGGGCUUAUGAAACUAUUUUAAAUAUGGAGCUACCUGUCUUAAAUGCAGUUUUCUUAGUCUGUGUUUUAUAAUUAAAGCUGAGUAAAGCCAUUAAAA